Sphaeramia orbicularis (orbiculate cardinalfish) is the source of this 1635-nucleotide messenger RNA. Its product is annotated as DNA polymerase delta subunit 3-like. Gene Ontology annotation, cellular component: delta DNA polymerase complex; nucleus. The record is from RefSeq and is a predicted model, not a curated record. The transcript is spliced from 12 exons. Bases 95 to 1405 code for a protein of 436 amino acids. Gene Ontology annotation, molecular function: DNA-directed DNA polymerase activity. Lineage: Eukaryota; Metazoa; Chordata; Actinopteri; Kurtiformes; Apogonidae. Gene Ontology annotation, biological process: DNA replication; nucleotide-excision repair, DNA gap filling; DNA strand elongation involved in DNA replication.
ACGUCUGACAGGAAGUAAAUAAACUACCUUCCCGCGCAGUCAAAAAUUAUUCUCCCCAAGAAGCCGCUGACGCAUUGUGGAAUAAAUCAAAAAUAUGGAUGAACUUUAUCUGGAUAAUAUCGACGAAUACGUCAACGACCACAACAAGAUAGUAACUUAUAAGUGGCUGAGUCUCACUCUUGGAGUACAUGUGAACACAGCAAAACAAAUGCUCUACCAUUACCUAGACCACAAGAGGAAGGAGAGUGGAGCUCAACUCCAUGCCACCUACCUGGUGUCAGGGAAGUUUGUGGACAACGGCCAAACGAGUCACAAGGUGUCAGUGGUCAGAGAGGAGCAGCUGGAAGAUUUCAAAUCCAAGAUGAACCUGGUGGUCAGCGUUCAUGUGUACAGCGUCCAAAAGGCUUUGCUCAAAGACAGCGGCCCCCUCUACAGCGUGGACUACGACGCCGUCAGAGAGAACCUGAAAACCUGCAGCAGAUACAGUGCCAUCCGCUGCCCCAGUGCCGUCCCCAUGUCGUCUUUGGAGCUGCAGCAGGUCAGAGAACAGCAGCAGAUUUCUACAUCACACCACGAAAACAAAAAACCAACCACCAACGGUGACACCAGCCUGACCUCCAAGCCCUCCACCAAGGCGCCCAAAGGCAUCAUGGGAAUGUUUUCAAAUAAACCCGCUCAGAAGAACCAUGACGGCAGCGCAGAGGUCAAAGCAGAUCCACCUGUGGUUGAUGCUCCCAAAAGCAAGCCAGCGGCGAAGGCCAACCCCAUGAUGAACUUCUUUGGGAAUCAAACAACGAAAAAACCCGACAAACCUGUAAAAGAGGAAGAACCCAUCCCACCUGCUUCAACAAAACAGCAGCAACAUUCAAGUUCAAAGACGGCAGAGAAACAGGAAGCUGCAGCAGUCGAGUCACCGAAGGAUGUGAAGGCAGACUCCAGGAGUAAAACUAAGCGAAUCCAGGACUCUGACAGUGAGGAGGAAAGAAUGGAGAAGAAAAAGAGGCGAAGGAUUAAGAGACCUGAACCAGACAGCAGCGACGAAGACGUCAUUCCAGAUUCUCCACAGCAGACGGACACACGACAAGCAUCAAAGAGCCCCGAAAAGGAGGCGGAGUCUGCUGCACGUCCACAGGACUGCACUGGGGGGAAGGUCAGGAAACGGAGGCGUGUCCUUAAAUCUCGGACUUUUGUGGACGAUGAAGGAUGCAUCGUCACAGAGAAAGGAUAUGAGAGUGAAUCCUACUCUGAAGCUGAAGACGACGUUCAAACCUCGAAGCAAACACCCAAAGCCCCCACCCCUCCAAAAGUUAGUAACAAAGAGGAGGAGAAGAAGAGUCAGAAGAAGAGCAACGCAAGCAAAGGAACGAAACAAGCUUCCAUUAUGGGAUUCUUCCAGAAGAAAUGACCGGAUUUCUGAGGUUUUUAAUCAACACUGAGGACACUGUCAACACACACCGACAGGAGCAUGUACUGACCACAAGUCUGAGCUCAACUGAAUAAACACUGAUGGAAAUGAACGCUGAUGUGUACGUCUGUGUUAAAGCUGUGUUAGGGAUGGAAGCACACGAACAUUUCACAUCAUGGUUAUUGGGACCAAAAUUAUCACGGUUAUUAUUAUUAUCGCAGUAUUGUUGA